Geosmithia morbida is the source of this 1131-nucleotide messenger RNA. Its product is annotated as carnosine N-methyltransferase. Gene Ontology annotation, molecular function: S-adenosylmethionine-dependent methyltransferase activity. The record is from RefSeq and is a predicted model, not a curated record. The transcript is spliced from 3 exons. Lineage: Eukaryota; Fungi; Ascomycota; Sordariomycetes; Hypocreales; Bionectriaceae. The coding region runs from base 1 to 1131 and encodes 376 amino acids.
AUGCGCAUCUUAACCUUGCCCUCUCGCUUUUUUGCAUUGUCUCUAUACAUCCUACUUCCUCUAUAUAUCGCCAUACGUAGCUCCUCUUCGCUAUCCGACAUCGCAUCCACCCUCUCAUCUCUUUCCGAGCGCGUGGAAGCCCUCCGUGAAGAGCUCAGCACCUCUCCGCUCUCCGCCUCGAGCUCGCCAGCCUCCAAGAAUUACGAGGGCUUCCAAAUAGAGCCAAAGCCGCCCAAGACCGUGAAGGCGGCACCAAAGGGUUACACAAAUAAAACGAGGCAACCCUCUCUGCCCGAUGGACUGGCGCACAGCAUCGCCUCAUUCGAGCAGUACCGAUUCGUUGCCGAGCAAGUGCUCCAGCGCAAGCACGCACGAUACGCCAGACAGACUCCUUGGCAGAAGUCGCUGAGCGACAGGCUCGGGUACAGCUCACACUUUGAGAAAGCACGAGAAGGCAUCGCCGUCAACGCCCAGCUGUCAGAGCGGAUUGCGCAGAUUUCGAGAGAGCACUACCGUACCGGCCCUCAACCGCUAGAGGGCGAGGAAGAUGCCGAUUUCGGCGUCGUGGACCUGGCGUUCGGACAUGUCUCACGCGACUGGAGCGCACAGGGCGCAAAGGAGAGAGAGGCCGUGUUCCCUCCCGUCCUGGCUGAGCUUCGACGGCGCAUCGAUCCCGGAGGGAGUCGGAACAAGGUUCUCGUGCCGGGUAGCGGGCUGGGCAGGCUGGCAAGCGACAUUGCAGAUCUCGGCUACGACGUCACAGCAAACGAGCUGGACUACGGGUCCAUCCUAGCCCACCAUCUCCUGACAAACCAUACCACCUCGCUGAACCAGCACACCUUCCACCCAUUCGUGACCAAGUGGACGUACCAGGCAAAUCCGACCGCGCGCUACUCGGCCUUGACGGUGCCGGAUCACUGGCCCAACAAGUCUGUCAAGCUUAUCGAGGGUGACUUCUUGACCGCGUUCCCCCAGGACGGCGAGUUCGAUGCUGUGGUCACGCUCUUCUUCAUUGACAUCUCGGACAAUGUCAUUGACUUUCUGAGCAACAUUCAUCGGUUGCUGAAGCCCGGUGGCGUGUGGAUCAACCUGGGACUCACGCAGUUCUGGUCGGCGACAAAGAAGACGUAA